CUUCCAAACUUUCACUUUCAUUUUGACGGAACAAGACCAAGAACAGUCAGUCGGUGGCUUGAGAAUGCUUGGUCAUUUUUCAAAUGUAAAUAUAUAUAUUCCAAACACAAUCGUAACCCUUCGAAUGAUACUUUUUCUCAUCGGCGUCGUUGAUAUUUGACAUACAAACAUGUUCAAAGUGAGCGCCUUGUUGUUCCUGCUGCUUUUAGCGUGCGUGGACGUGUCCAUUGUGAGCGUCCUGCGUUCCCUGCAGCUCUCGCCGCAAUUCUUCCCCAUCUUCCCUUGUCCUCCAUUCGUCGUCCUAUGGGGAGGAGAGUUAACCAGGGCCAUCCUGCUUCUCCUGCUGUUGCUCCCUGCCAGCGUUCCCUCAUGCUCCAGAGGCUUCGGGGCCAUCCAGAGCAUCCUGGUCCUGUGCUUGCACUUCCCGACGUACGUGACUCUUCUCCAUGUUCUCGGCUGGAGCGUCGAGGAGGAGAUGUGGGCGUGGCACUCAUGGGAAAGGGUGUUUCAGGGUUACCUGGUGACGGCGACGGCGUGGAUCUACUGGAGUCAGUACGUCCAAUCUUUGCUGCAGUCUUUGUUUCUCGCCGUGUCAUCUGGGUGGAGUCGGAGGAGCAGCAAACAAGAGUCCACAAAGGACACUUCCUCGUCUCUGAUGGGGUUCAUGUGGCCUCACUUUGGUCGCUUUGUAGUCAUGCUACUUUUGGUGGGGAUCUCCUGCUUUUGCGAGAUGGCGGUCCCUCUGUACACGGGUCAAGUGACGGACUGGCUCCAGAACCAAGGGGAUCCUGACGCUUUCACGGAGGCCGUCACAAUUAUAGCAAUCAUGACUGUUGCCGGUGCCGUACUGGAGUUCAUUGGGGACCUGGUGUACAACACCACCAUGAGUCACAUUCACACGGCGGUACAGGGAGAUGUCUUCCAGGCUGUACUCAAACAGGAGAUUGCCUUUUUUGAUGCCACCCCCACAGGUGAGCUGGUGUCGCGCAUCACGACGGACACCAACACAAUGAGCGAAGCACUGAGCGAGAGACUGAGCCUGCUUAUGUGGUACACGGGCCGCGUGCUCUUCUUGUUCGUCUUCAUGAUCAAGCAAUCGGGGAAAAUGUCCCUGCUCACCUUCAUGGGGCUGCCCAUCGUAUGGCUGGUGCCAAAAUUCGCCUCACAGUUCCACCAGAAAAUAUCAGUGAAGGUCCAAGAGUCUCUGGCUAAGGCGAAUCAAGUUGCUACAGAAACCUUUUCCUGCAUUACGACGGUGAAGAGUUUCGCCAACGAGGACGGUGAGACGGAACGCUACAGCCGCUGCUUGGAGGACAUAUAUGCCCUCAACAAGUUAGAAGCAGCCACAUAUGCCAGCACAACUUCGGCCAACAGCUUGACCACACUCGUCAUGAAGGUGUGCGUCAUGUACUACGGAGGCGUAUUGGUGACCCAGGGAACAAUCAGCAACGGAGAACUCGUCUCCUUCAUCCUCUACGAACUUCAGUUCGGUUCCGUGGUGGAUGCUUUAAUGCAUUCGUACCCUGAGGUGAAGAAAGCCGUGGGAGGAUCUAAGAAGAUCUUUGAGUAUUUGGAUCGGAAACCUCAAAUACCCCCGGAUGGAACCUUGGCCCCCGAGUCCCUGAAGGGACACGUCCAGUUCAAAAAUGUUACGUUUGCCUACUCGGGCAAGUCAAACACUGACAUCCUCAAGGGCCUGUCCCUGGAAAUGAAACCCGGCCAGAUCACGGCACUGGCGGGACUCAACACAGCUGGGAAGUCCACCUGUGUUAGGCUCCUUGAAAGGUUUUAUCAGCCCCAAGGUGGAGAAAUUCUUCUGGACGGGAAGCCACUGAACAGUUACCAAGAUGCUUAUCUUCGCCAGAAGAUUUCAGUGGUGAGCCAGGAUUGUGCCCUGUUUGCCCGUUCCGUGCGGGAGAACAUCAAGUACGGCUGCCCGGAGGCCAGCGACGAGGACAUGUACCGCGCGGCCCGAUUGGCCAGCGCUCACGACUUCAUCAUGGGGCUGUCCGAGGGCUACGAUACAGAUGCUGGUGAGAAAGGCGGACAACUAUCUGGCGGUCAAAAGCAACGUAUUGCCAUUGCGCGGGCCUUAAUUCGACAGCCCACCAUUUUGGUACUGGACAACGCCACCAGUGACUUGGACACUGAAAAUGAACAUCAGGUAUACCAGGCUUUGCUGAAACAAAAUUGCAACAAUCGCUCCGUGCUACUCAUCUCCACCAAGAUGAGGGUGGUGGAGAAGGCCGACCACAUCAUCUUCUUAAAGGACGGCGUGGUCAGGGCAGAGGGACGCCACCACCAGCUGCUGGAGAAUUGCGAGGACUAUGCUAAACUUGUGAAUGAGGUGCAAUGAAGGAUGCCAUGUGGAGUGGGACACUUUUUUUCCUGUCAUUUCUUCUGGUUUACGUGAAGAUUCUUUUCACUCAAAUUCUAUAAAUUGCUGGGCAACGCUGUCGUUUCUAAUUCACUAGACUGCUUGGACUUCUCUAAUUGAAUUGAAUUUCUCUCGCCGUAUGAAAUAUUUGAUUAGAUGUUAUGUCUGUCCCAUUUAUUAUUAAAUGCAUGAAUAUUGUGUAAA
Syngnathus typhle (broad-nosed pipefish) is the source of this 2581-nucleotide messenger RNA. It is a transcript of the gene tap1, whose product is annotated as transporter 1, ATP-binding cassette, sub-family B (MDR/TAP). Gene Ontology annotation, biological process: transmembrane transport. Bases 170 to 2356 code for a protein of 728 amino acids. The transcript is spliced from 13 exons. Gene Ontology annotation, cellular component: membrane. The record is from RefSeq and is a predicted model, not a curated record. Lineage: Eukaryota; Metazoa; Chordata; Actinopteri; Syngnathiformes; Syngnathidae. Gene Ontology annotation, molecular function: ABC-type oligopeptide transporter activity; ATP binding; ATP hydrolysis activity.